Messenger RNA from Macrosteles quadrilineatus (aster leafhopper), 692 nucleotides. RefSeq lists its product as uncharacterized. Lineage: Eukaryota; Metazoa; Arthropoda; Insecta; Hemiptera; Cicadellidae. Bases 12 to 671 code for a protein of 219 amino acids. The transcript has 3 exons. The record is from RefSeq and is a predicted model, not a curated record.
UCAGUGCUGCAAUGUUGGUACUACUACUACUUCUGUUUCUCUGUCCUUUAUCAAGGUCACAACAAUGCGAUCAACACCUGAUCAACAAUGUUGCAGACUUUUUAAUGCAACAGCUGAUCUCCAAGUACCCGGACAAUAUUAGGCUCACCAACAUAUCUUCCUCGUUUCUUUACGAUCAUGGAAAAGUGGAGGCAAACUUCGGCAACUUGGCUAGACUGAACAGCAUCAGGAGAAGGGGCGAUGUAAAUCUCCAGGUGUUCAAUAAUAGUGUUAACAUUGUUUUAGAGAUAAGUUUCCUAUACUUGACAGUCAGUUAUGAGCAAUACAAGGUCAAGGUAGCGGGCCUCAGUACUUCAGGCAGCCUAGAAACUUCAGUUAUGGAUAACUUAAUCCAGGUUGACGUCACGAUGGGAGACAAAUCCCUAUGUUUCAUCAACAUCAACAGUGUCAAGUUUCUGCGCAUGGGAGACUUUGAAGUUAGACUGCGCUCAAGCUGCAAAUUGUGCAGUUCUGUAACCAGCUCCGUGACUUCUUCUGCGCUUAACUACUUCAAGACUCGGAUACGCAGCUUGGUCGAGGCCAAGGUCAACGAAACACUCUACAGAGUCAUCAAACCUGAUAAUCCUGUCAUUUGUAAAACCCUCCACACAUUCUACAACGAAUACGAUUAAAACUUUAGGAUUGGUUGCUUA